GUGCAUAGACCGAGAGAGAACAGGCGUCGUUUUCUCACUUUAGUUCGAAACGUCGAAGUGUGCGGAUGUACUUUUGAAUUGGGCUUGAUUUUGGUGCGCGUACAAGCGUCUCUUUCGGAAGCGGUGGUGAACAAUAAAAGUGCUUUUUGGAUGUAUUUCUUGUGAAAAGAAGUUUUUUGCGAAUUGUGUUACAUGAUUACAACAGUGGAAAAAGGGUUGUUUGUGCCUUUGAGUAAAGUGCAUCGAGUAUACACACACAUAAAAAUCUGCUGUGCUGAAGAAUUCCAACAAAUAGCUUCACAGUCGUGAAGAGCAACAAGUUACGACGGUGCAGUAAGAAGAAGAAGUGUUUCAGAACGCAACAGCCAGUACCAAGCGGAAGAAAGCGUCCUGCAAACCAGCGAAUGAAUUAAAGGAAAUUAAUAGAAGAAAAAGUAAAAAAGGGCAUAAUCUAAUGCAAUAUAUGACGAAUGUUGCGCUGGUGUGAUCAUACAAGUGCCCUUUAUUUGGUAGUGCGCUGUGUUGAGUGUUGAUUAACACGAUCUUUUUCGCCUUUUCGCACGCGCUUUGUGAAGGUGGUUCUGGAAGAAGGUUUUAGUGUUUGUACACACGCGCAUAUACAAAUAAAUACACGUACGUAAUAAAAAGUGCCCCCCUGCAAGAAGCAUGCGAAAGUGCAAGCUUCCGUAUGCAACUAUCAAACGACCACGACACAACGACACCAGCGAAAAAAGUGCAACGAGUGCAACAGAAAAGUGCAUUUAAGGAGAGAAAAAAAACCGCGUUAGAAAAAAGUGAAAAAGAAUAUUACCAACUUGUGGAAGCAAUCAAUUGUGCAGUAAAAGUGUAUGCGUAAAAAUAUACGAUCUAAUUAGAUUUUUUGUCGGUGCAUAAGGAAAGGAAAAGCGAAAGAAAUAAACGCACAGCGUGCCUUUUUUGACGUGUCCAUUGAAAGCCUGCUGGUUCGGCGUUAUAUAUCCCGGAUAUAAUAAAAGUGCCCGCGAUCCAUUCUCCCUUCCUCGUUGUGCGCGAAGGUUAGAAGAGGACAGCAAAUCUGGCUCUGUUCUGUGUUCCGGUGAAGCAGCGCUUAUCGUCGGAUUCUUCGGAUGUUGUGAAUGUAAGUCGCCAGUACACUUUGCAUGUAUCAUAGAACCAGAGCUUCCUCCGUCCAUUAUCCGAUCGCUAAGAAGACCAAGGACUCUAGCAAUGGGAUGAUAAAUCUGGCGGAGGUUGGAGGACCACCACCUCAUAUCAACGGCGGACCAGCUGUAGCUGGGUUACCACAUAUGAUGCCAACACCGGUUGUUGCCGGUGCCGGUAUCGCCAUGAUGGGUCAACAUCAUCAACAGCAACAACAACAGCAGCAACAGCAACAGUCUCAUCCACAGCAACGUCUUGUUGGUGGUGCACCCCAUCAGUUGCCUCCGUCGGGUAUGCAUCAUCCACAUGGACCUCCACCACCACCACCAGGAGUCGGAAUGGGUGGACCACCACCACCACCACCGCAUCAUCUAACACCGGCCGGAGGAGCACCACAGAAUCGACCUUCGGCACGUGAACGAGCGAUGCAUGCCGUUGAGUACUACAAAAGCAAUGUCCGGCGAGCGCGCGUUGAUGCCGGUUUAGCUCGGAAUUCUCUUCACGAGCGUUACUCAUACGUCCAGCGGCAGAUGGCGACAGUGGGUAACGGUAAUGGUGUGGUCGGUACAAAGCUAUCCCCUCACGGACACACAGAUCAUCUCUAUCGAAGCAAUUCGAGUCUGGAGUUGAUUCACGAUCACGGUGCUGGCGGUAUACCGGAUCAUCUGCAUCCGGGCGGGGGAACGAAUCUAAGGCGCGAGUACGGUAGCCACGGUUCAAUCGAUGUGAUCUCAUCCGACAGACAUCCACACCAUCACCACCAUCAUCAGGGUCAGGUCGGUGCACCGAGUGCAGGUGAAAGCUUCCUCACGAUGCUGCAAGAGUAUCAACCGUUCGGGCUGGAUGGGUCCUCACUGCUGUAUUCGCUGAACAAACAUCACACAGGACAUGCACAUGGAGCUGGUGGAAGUGGUGGUACUGCUGCUUCUACGAAUCCUAUUGCCCUUACCGGGGAUGAUGUAGUUGACCGGGGAGGAAACGCAAGUCCGAAAUUGAGGAACAAAUUUCACCGGCUCUGGGGUUCUAGUACAGCGGCAGGUGCAGCUGGAAGCAAUGGAUCUGCGAACGGGAAGCAAUCUAGGCAGGUGGCAAAUGGAGGAGCCCCCACCACGGCAGCCUCUCUGGACGACAGUCAGUUGUGUGUGGCAUUGAACGUGAGUACGAGCUCAACGACAACAACCGUUUCCUCGGCGGACAUUGAAGAGCGGCAGCGACGUCGAGCAUUUGCUCAUUUCGAUUGUCGCUCGCUUACGGCCAACUUGGGAUAUGCGGCCAAGUUGCGAGGAUUUUUACUGGAACGCCGGCGCAAUACGACAACUGGUGCAUCAGCAGCGGCUACGUAUGGCACACGAUCAUCUACCCCGGAUGGGGAUAGUGUAGACGAGGACUACGGUGAUGGGCAACAGAACGAACUGCUGGAGAACUGUCCCUUCUUCCGCAAUGAGAUUGGUGGUGAGGAGGAGCGUGAGGUCAGUCUUACAAGAAUGGCGUCUUCGACGACAUCAUCGUCGGGUGCCGGAGGGGCAGCAAGCGGACAGCAACGGCGACCUAUCCACCGACCAGCACUUGCGUACGGAGUGUCCGUGCUAGAGUGUGGCGCCAACGAUACACUGUGGAAGGGAUACACCUGUCCGUACCAGAAAGGACCCCGUCCGAUCGAGCAGAUUGACAAUGGGGCGCUUUAUUACCGACAGCACUUCUUCGGCCAGGAUCACCAGAACUGGUUCGGUAUGGACGAACAUCUCGGACCGGUCGCGAUUUCGAUUAAGCGAGAAAAGAUUAACCCUACACCGGUGCAGACGCUCGCGUUACACGGCUCGGACGUCGCACCAACGACAACGCACCCGGCCGAGCAGUAUCUGUAUCGGUUGAUAGUGCGUACCUCGGAGCUUCUAACGUUGCGCGGUUCGGUUAUCGAAGAUUCGAUCCCGAAUGCGCGCGGUGCCGGCAAGCACGCUAAUACCAAAGAGAUUCUGGAGUAUGUUGCGCCGGAAGUACAAAUCGGUUGCCUUCGGUUGGCAGUCACCACGCCCCAGUGUGAGCAACAGUUGCUGAAGCUUGACGAGCAGGGGCUCACGAACAAGUACAAGGUGGGUAUUCUAUACUGCCGGGCUGGGCAAUCGUCCGAAGAGGAUAUGUACAACAACGAGGAGGCUGGUCCAGCGUUUAACGAGUUCCUUGACACCAUUGGACGACGCGUUCGGUUGAAGGGCUUUGAGCACUAUAAGGCGGGCCUGGACAAUAAAACCGACUCUACAGGAACUCAUUCGCUGUACGCAACGCAGCAGGAUUGUGAGAUUAUGUUCCACGUAUCGACGAUGCUGCCGUUUACGCCGAACAAUCGGCAACAGUUGCUCCGCAAGCGUCACAUCGGCAAUGACAUUGUGACGAUCGUGUUCCAGGAACCGGGCGCACUUCCGUUCACGCCCAAAAACAUUCGCAGCCAGUUCCAGCAUGUGUUUGUGAUUGUGCGCGCAGUAAACCCGUGCAGUGAUCAUACCCAGUACCGUGUGGCAGUAUCACGCUCCAAGGAUGUGCCCGUGUUUGGUCCCCCUGUACGGGCCGGUUCGCAUUAUCCACGUGGAAAACAGUUUGCCGACUUCCUGCUGUCGAAGGUGAUCAACGCAGAGAAUGCGGCACAUCGAUCGGUGAAAUUUGCGAUGAUGGCGAUCCGGACGCGCCAAGAGUACCUAAAGGAUUUGGCCACCAACUACAGCACGGCAACGGUGGUUGAAACGGGACAGCGGUUUUCGAUCUUCCCGAGCAAAAAGCGUGAACGUCCGACGAAACCACGUUUCUCGGGCGAUCUAUCACAGCGGGGUGCAUUCUGUUGGCAGGUGGUGUUGCAUGAUAGUGGCCAAUCCACACAUGUCGAUUGCUUCCUCGGCAUUUCGGCAGAAACGUUCGUACUGAUUGAGGAGUGUACGCGUCAGAUCAUCUUUGUGACGCCUUGCCGGGCAAUUCUCGGAUGGUCAACGAGCCAGAAUGCGCUACGGGUGUACUACCAUCAGGGUGAGUGCGUGACGCUUAACAUGCGCGAUACCGGUGAUCGAGAUGAACAGUUGGAAGUGAUCGAGCGGCUACGUGCCGUGACGAAUGGGUGUGGUGCGCUUGAGCUUAGCCUGCGCCGGAAUCCGAUGGGACAGCUUGGGUUCCACGUGCAACCGGAUGGUGUUGUGACGCAGGUGGAGAUCUCGGGUCAAGCGUGGGCUGCCGGGUUACGGCAGGGAUAUCGUUUGGUGGAGAUAUGCAAGGUAGCUGUAGCGACGCUGUCGCACGAUCAGAUGGUCGAUCUACUGAAGACGUCUGCCCAGGUUACGGUUACGGUAAUCGAAUCGUUUGCUGAUUUUACACCGAGGCGUGGUUGUACCUUGCAGAACUGUCGCUUCAAUUCCAUCAACUAUGAAAGCGAGUACGACAAUAUGGUACUGGACGGUGGCGGUAGUAAUAAGAAUGGUACCAGCGGUCAAAGCGGUGGUGGAAACAAUAGCAGCAGCAGCAGCAGCAAGAAGGUCAUGCCUAGUGGACAAUUGCAAUCAUCCGCCAGCCACCGGCGUCGAUACGAGCGUAACUUUUCUCCACCACGAUCAAGCAACAGCUCGGGCUAUGGGACGGGAAGUAGUAGCCGAUCAUUUACGGCAGCUGUCGGAGCAACCGGCCAGCAAGUACCAGCAGCCGUUCAGCCCAACGGUGCUGACAUGGGCACACUAACGUCGUCUUCGAGUGGACACUCAUCGAACGAUGAGCGCUGGUACGACGUGCUUGAUCCGCCACAGGAAGCAUCCUCCAUAAUGGCGGGCCCACCAUCCGUAGCAUCCGAUCCGAGCGUUAACUACCACCAUCCGAAGUUAACGGCGUCGAGCAAUUCGCUACCUCUCGUGGGAUCCAGUCCGCGUCCGCUUUCGUUGCACAAUGACAGUGGACAGAUAUCGUCACCAUCACGCAGCAGUAACGGAGGUCAGGUAUCGGGCCAAUCGAUAGGACGAGAUAAUUCGGCCAAUAUUGCGAUGUUAAAACGACUCAUCAUUGCUGAUUCUCCGAACAGUGGUACGGAUGGUGGAGCGGUAGUUCUGCAGCAACAACAACAGCCAAAUCAUCCAGAACCGUUGUACAGCAGCUCGUUGAAGAAUCUUUCCAACCACCAUCUUCUGAUGACCGCUGGUGGUAAUCACACGGCGGACGAGGACGAUCUUUCGCGACAUAAUUCACCGCAGCUAAGACGUUCGGCAACCACGACCAACAUCUACGGUAUCAAUGGCAAGAAAGCGAACGGUGGUGCUGCAACCUGUUCCGGGAGUAGCGCUUCAAGCAGCCGCAAUAACAGUCCACGACCCAAUGGAACCGGUGAACCGGCAAAACUACGAAGUGGUGCUGCCUUGAAAGGUGGAGCCCAACAUCACCCGCAGCGGAACAGCGUCAACUACACGACCGGCAGCACACUGCAGGAGGAUCUGAUGAAGCUCAUCAACCCGGACUAUAUUGCAAACGAUGACAACUUUAACGCGGGCGGCAUGGAACGUAUGCAGAAGGGACAUCAUAAUAGCCACAGUCUCGGGAACAUUGCCAGCUUGGCCGGUGGGUUGAAACCGAUCCCGCAAAAGAGUUGCUCACGCGAGGGUGUCAAUCUGGGUGGUUCAAAUCAACAGCUUUCGGCCGCUAAUGGGAAUGGGCUUAAGCUGACCAAUGGAGGUGGAGGUACGAACAGUCCGAGCAAUGGUGGCGAGGAAGAAGUUAUCUUUACAACGGCCCGUCCAGCAACGGUCAUUUCGUCGACUACUUCGAACAGUUCCAGUCCGGCUAGCGAACUGCUCGGAAAGCAUCACAUGAAUGAGGAUCAUUUAAAGAUGUCCCCAAGCAGAAAACCGCAGCAGCAGCAUCAGUUCGUUAAUGGAGGCAUCCUGAAGAAUGGUGGAGGCAAAAUUCCCUUGCCAGACAUGAAGGAGAUGGAUUGGAGUAGUCUGGUGGAUACGGCAACCAAAGCAAUGACACAGUUAUCGGAAUCUGUGGCCAAACACCCAGGAAGCAACGUGUACUACGAUGACAUCAGCCAGGUGUUGAACGGAGUGCACAAUCAGCAUCAACUCCAGCAACAGCAGCAACAACAAACAGGUCACAAUGGCAGUAUGAACGGGGGCGGUCCAGUAGGAACAAUUGUGAACGGAGGCACGGGUGGUGGUUGUAGCAGUGUUAGCGGAACCGGCAGUAGCAUUGGAAGCGGACCGGAUCUAUCCUCCUCCACACCGAGCUCGGCCUCACCCGUAUCCACCGGGAGCAGUAACGCCGCACAGCAACAGGCCCUGAUGGCACUGCAGAGCAGUUCGAGUCUGCCAGAACUUCAGUGUCAGGUCACUCAGCUUUCCGAUCGAGUGUUGCGCGAACAACGUCGCCGCCGAUCGCUCGAGCAUGCCGUCCGACGGUUAACGGAAGAAAAUCGGCGCCUGCAAGAUGAAAGUCAGGCAGCUGUGCAGCAAUUGCGUCGUUUCACUGAGUGGUUUUUCCAGACGAUCGAUCGACAAUCGUAAUGGAUCGCAGUGUGAUAACAAAGCAAAACACCAACUCAACCCACACACACACACACACACACAUGUAUAAAUGUCGUGUCUUCCAAAGCGUGAUCAUCUUAUAAAGGAAGAGGAAAUGAGGAAGGAAAACAUUGACAUUCGUUUUUUUAUAAUUGACCAAAAAUUACAUGUACAUAUAAGCCAAGGUGCGCGCUUUUAGCGAGCAAACAAGUGUAACAUUUAGAUAUUAAAGAGCACACCUUACAACGUUACUUAGAGAGGACCAUUAGUGGUAGAUUGAGCACCAUUAUGCAAAAAAGUUAAACAUUCUUUACACAACACAGCACUCGAGUGAAACUUUUUGGUCUGCAGCCGAUUAUUGAUAUAUGGGUAUAUAAAGCCCUGUUUAUAGGUAGAUAUUUGUAAGCGAAGUUUGAAACGGUUUUGUUUUCUUCUGCGCAUACAACAGCAAACACCAAUUAUAUGCUAGACUGUAGUUAUCAUAUACAAAACCUCUUUACAUACAUAUGUACAUGCAACGAAGCAUACGGAAAUUGCACCAUAGAUCGCCAAGCGUGUUUUUUUUUCAUCAAUUGGCGUGGCGAUUUUCGAGGAUAUGGUGCACCACGCAUGCAAGCGAUAAGGACAAAUAAUAUGCCAAAAAUGCCUCUUCAUAUAGUACUGCUAUUACUACGAUUAUGCUAACGUUUUUGCAUCGCUAUGGUAUUUGUAUGAUUUAUAUGUUGUGUAUAGACAUUUCGACCUUAAUUUAUAAAGUUAUAUUUUCUCUCUCUCUUGAACGUUUGGUAUUAAAUCUGGGCAAGCACCAUGGAAAGAGUUUCGCGGCAAAGUAGAAGGAUGGUAGUUUAAUUCCUGUUCUGACAAAUAAGUAAAAAUGGUUUUUAUCAACCGAAUCAAACGUUUGUGCGCGGACCAGUGUUUACAUUACUUUAGUUACACCCUUUUUCGGUGCUGCAGGUAUGCAUGGUUAGGCACUUCUCUUGUGUACUGUUUGUUUAAGCUUUGUUCUCCGUAAAUGUAAACGUAUAAAAACAACAGUAAACAAACAUGUAAAAAGGUUUCUGUUAGUUAUGUGCACUGAGAAAUUAGUUGUGAUUUGCAUAUGCAACAAAAGAUAGAAUCAACUCUUCUAAUUUGUCAUUUCAACCUUGUUACUUUUGGCAUAAUUUCGCGAACAUAAAUCAGAAAACAAAAACGGAGCCACAUGAACAGUGUAAAGAGCAACCCCUUAGUAUCUCUUAAUUUAUCUGUAAUACUAUCACUAUACUCUUGUUAUAAUAACUAGCCCAUAAGCAAUGUGCGAAUCCAUGAAGCAAAAUGAAAUAAAAUGUUACAGAACUCUUGAAAAGCUGC
Molecule: messenger RNA, 8015 nt
Organism: Anopheles funestus (African malaria mosquito)
Lineage: Eukaryota; Metazoa; Arthropoda; Insecta; Diptera; Culicidae
Product: signal-induced proliferation-associated 1-like protein 2
Exons: 4
Coding region: 1140-6662 (1840 amino acids)
Biological process (GO): regulation of small GTPase mediated signal transduction; activation of GTPase activity
Cellular component (GO): cytoplasm
Molecular function (GO): protein binding; GTPase activator activity
Source: RefSeq, a predicted model, not a curated record